Strongyloides ratti is the source of this 816-nucleotide messenger RNA. RefSeq lists its product as hypothetical. The transcript has a single exon. NCBI's taxonomy places the organism in Eukaryota, Metazoa, Nematoda, Chromadorea, Rhabditida, Strongyloididae. Bases 1 to 816 code for a protein of 271 amino acids. The record is from RefSeq and is a predicted model, not a curated record.
AUGGAUUCAGAAACGAAGUAUAUACGAUAUUAUUCUGGAAGAAGACGUGUACCUUCAUCUCAUUAUCGUGAAGUUAUUCUAAAUGUUGUUUUAGAUUAUUGUAAGAGAGAAAAAGUUAAAAAAAUUGUGGCAGGAAAGUAUGAGAAUGAUAUUAUAAAAUCACUAUCUUCUUUUUUAUCAUAUAUUAUUUUAAUAGCUACCUCAACUACAAUUCUUGAGGCUCAGGCAAAUUGUUUAGCUAUAAAAGAAAUAGAAUCAAAUUCUUAUAAUGAAAUACCUAAAGAAAUUGAUCAUGAAUUAAUUCAAUUUGUUGGUGAAUUUAUGAAUAAAGAAAACAUUUUAAAAAUAUGUAAAAUUGUAAAUAAAGAAUUAGAUGUUAUUAUAAGUGAAUCUACUGCAGUUAAAGUUUGUUCUUUAAAAGAUUUUAGUGAUUUUUUAAAUACUUGUAUUAAACAUAUUCUUAGACCAAAUUUCUAUGAUGAAUUACAGAUAUUGUUAAAAGGAAUUAAAAAAGAAAGUGGAUAUUUGGAUUAUAAUUUUAGAGAUUUGAAAAAAUUUAAUAUUCGAAAAUUUGGUGAAUGGUGUAAUAUGGGUAUCAUGAAAUCAUGUGUUCAAGAUUUAUUACCAAUAAUAAUUUCUAUUUGUUUUGACAAUGAUAAAGUAAUCAAUCCAAUGCUUGAUCAAAAAAUAUUACAUUGUAUAGAAGAGUUACAUCACAUUCAUGAAAAGAAAGAUUAUCCUAAAAAACUACAUGUAGCAUUCAGUCCUAUUUAUGAAUAUUCUUUAAUCGCACUUGAAAAUUAUCCAUUUAAAUAA